This is a messenger RNA of Haemonchus placei, 612 nucleotides long. Lineage: Eukaryota; Metazoa; Nematoda; Chromadorea; Rhabditida; Trichostrongylidae. The record is from the annotation of a GenBank genome assembly.
CACCUGAACGAUGCCGACUUCGUUCUAUUUGUUUCCGUAUUGGAGCGUGGUUGUACAGGAGACAUGUUGGCCUAUGCUUCUCAUUGUGGACUCGAUCCUUUCACCUACAGGCCGACAGCGGGUCUCGUGAACUUCUGUCCGGCAGUCUUGAAGAGGAUGAAAUCAAUCGAAUUUCUCUAUGGAAUGACCACCGUCAAGCACGAACUCACUCAUGCAUUCGUGUUCGCCAUGGAACUCUAUCCUUUCUUUCCCGGAGCUGGACCUCGUCAAUGGGAUGGAAAGGUGCAACUUAUACCUAACGUUGCGGAACGAUUCACCCGUGUCGACUGGGAAACUUCAAAAGGACCGGUCGGUAAAAAUAUGAAACAUGAUGUUUACAUGAUAACAACACCAAAGGUGCGAGAAGAAGCUCGGCGGCACUUCAAUUGUACGACAUUGGAGGGAGCCGAAGUUGAAAAUCAGGGUCAUCCUGGAACGAUUUUCUCCCACUGGGAGAAGCGUGUCUUUGAGGAUGAGAUAAUGUCUGGUAGUUAUUCGCAAGUAGCCGCCAUGUCUCGUGUGACGCUGGCAUUAUUCGAAGACUCUGGCUGGUACAAAGUGAACUACGAGUGA